AUGCUCUUACCAUCUACCCAAGCCCUCUAUUGCUUGGUUAUUAAACCUGGACACGGUUUAAUCAGUGAACGUUGUUCACACUUUGCCGUGGCAUGCCGAGUACGCGUAGAAAAUGACGCCAUCGUAUGGUACACGUCAAAAUUAUACGACCGUAAUCAAUUAGCGUGCGUUAUGCGAAAUGAAUAUGGCACGCUUGAUCGAUCAGGUUGCAUCAAGAAAUCAUCCGGAAGUGUCCGAUGUUGGUGCUAUGGUCAAAGUAAUUGUAACAGUCCACAAAACAUGAUCAAAUUAUACGAUGCAUUUAAAACGGGUGAUUCGGUGUUACUUGAUGAGGUCAUCGAUGACAUCGAAACAUCAGAUACCAAUGAUUAUGAAGAUGAAUCCGGAAUAGAAACUACUUCUAUUCGAAUUAGUACCACAAAAUAUGUUACGGAAAAUGUUAAAAAUAAGCCAACAUUACAAAUAUUUGAAAAGGAUCAUCGCAAAGUUGUAACAAAAGAUUAUCCCAUGGCAUUAUCAUCCAUUUCAAUGCAAAUCGAUCAUACCAAUCAGCAAAAUGUUCACAAAUAUCAAAAUUCUGACUCAAAAAUGAGACAAUCAAUAAAAACAACCGAAAUUUUGCCAACAGUUACUGAUAAAUUAAAUGAAACUAUGGAAUAUUCAAAUAUGAAACAUUCUCAAAAUCAAAAUGAGAGGAAAAUUCGGCAUAAAGAAGUUGCCGGAUCAGGCGUUAAGUCAUUACGUAAACUGGAAAUAUUACGUGAUACAAUUGCUUUACUUUUAUUUUCAUUCAUAAUGUUCUAA
Brugia pahangi is the source of this 804-nucleotide messenger RNA. Lineage: Eukaryota; Metazoa; Nematoda; Chromadorea; Rhabditida; Onchocercidae. The record is from the annotation of a GenBank genome assembly.